AUUCUCCUUCCUUUCAGAUGAUAUUGAAAUUAAAUUAAUUGAAAUCACUCAAGACUUUCGAAUGAUAAAUAUGCACUGUAUAGGCCUUAUAUAGUAAAGAUCACUCCCAAUUAGUCAUUUUUCCCACUUGAAGAUUUUUAUUAACAAAGUACUUGUUUAUCAAAUUCUUCGUUUGAGUUUUCUUUUAUCAUUCUAUAUUAAUGAACGGCAAAAAAUUUGUCCCGGAAUUGAUCCUGUCUAAGAUAUUCUUUCCGGACUCAGUCGUGAUGAGUUAGUGAUGAUGAAAGUUAAACUCCUGUCAGUACGUCAUGGACCCAAAUAGACUCGUAAUGUCUUAGAAUUAUAUUGAUUUUCAUAUUAAACUGAUCUACCUAUGAAUCACGAGUGAAGAAAUACAAUUAUAUUAUAGACAGUUUAUUGAGAAGGCUUUUCUGAAGGCAUCGUCCCUGAAUAUGUAUCUUCAACUAAAGCGCACACACACCAGCAGUGAUGAAAAACCCAAAGACUUACAACAAUACCGCCCGAGGAACCUUGUUGGCUGCUUGAUAUCAACCCUGCUGGUGAUGGUGGUUGCGGCGCGCGCGGAUGCAAAUGCUGAUUUGAAUCCUAGAAUGUCGGAUGACUCGACGCCUCACUCCGCUGCUAAUGGGAAGUCCGACGCCCCUGGUGGAAAAACUGAUCCUUUGAGCCGGACGGCGGCGCUGGUGGAGGAGAUGUUCGGUCCGUCCGCUGUUGUGGAGGCAGACGAGUCCAGGAGAAUCUACGCAAUAUCCAUACCUGGCAUCUAUCCGGACGACGGUCAGCUGGGGCCGAGAUCUGCGCAGUACCAGCCUCCCGUGUACCACUCACGCGGGGCGCCAGGUCAAGCUGGAGCUCCGUUCUCGGCUACGGACCCGGCUAGGCCUCCUCACUCUUCCCACGACCCCAAUUCAUACUGGAAGUCCGGGCUUAGACUCAUCGUGUCCGGACCUGUGGAUGACGGGCUACCUAUCGCGGCUCGAGACGAACCACCGUCUUUUGACUACAGCCACAGUCGUCAUCCUUCGACUUCUUCGUUGUCCCACGACGACAGAUGGGGAGAAUUUCCCCCUCGUGAUCUGAACGACUUCAUCCGCGAAUUGGACUACCGACAAAAUUCUUCGCCGCACGGUUUCGACGAUGGUAACAGUGAAUUCAAAACAUUUGAAACACACACUGACCAAACAGACCAAACCGAUGCAAGAAUAGCCCAGUUAGGAAGCCGAUUUCGAGGUAUUCAAGAUUUUCCUCAAGAUGACUAUAAAUCGAGUUCAUCUCGAGACCACGGAGGGGCUGCUGAUGUCGGAGUCUACGAGGCUGGCAGCGAGGCUAGCAGCGAGUAUCACUCUAGUGAUUACUUUCACCACGAUGGUGACGCUCGAGCAGACACUACCCAUAGACUUCCUUCAGCAUUUGUGUCCCACGGUGAAUCAACUCCUGAGAGAACAUCUCUUUCUUUCCACCAAGAAGAUAACCCACCUCACCCAGACAGGUCAAUUCAACCAGCAAUGCAUGAUACAGAUGAUGUACGGCAAAUAAACCGUGGUCAAUACCGAAGUGGUGCGCUUGCAGGCAAUGAAAACCUAUUUUUCAAUAACCAGCCGUAUCCCAAAUUGGCAGCUCCACGUCAUGUUCUCAGUGACGGAGAAAAAGAGAAUUCGUCAGAAGUGGCUCAUGUCGAACCGGAGGGAACAAAACCAACUGUAAUCGGCAUUACUAAAACCAUAAAUCAAAAAGUAAAGGCCAGCGGUGACAACACCUACGACGGUCCGACUUUAGAUUACUACGACAGUUUGUACGAAGAAUUCAUGCAGUCUGCUUAUCCAGAUUAUUCUGACCAUCCAUCUCUCGAGCAGGCGAAAUAUAAUCGCACUCCCUCUGCCAGCGAAGAAUCCUCACUUAAGGCCCCUCUGAGCAGGAAAUUGGUCACGCCCGAAAAUGCAAACGUGGAUUCAGUGACACGUAAAGAUUUUCCCACGCGUAGGGAUCCACCCAGUGACAUAUACACAACCUCAAAAUCCACAAUUCAUCUUCCUGAUGGGUUUAACUACAAGGAUGAUCACACAGGUGACAACCUCAAACCGUCGGCACCUCUUAACAAAGAUAAUCUUCCUUCGCUAGAAAAAUCUUCGCCUCCAUCGCCUUUUCCUCAUCUUUCUUCAAGUGGUGAGAAAUUUAAAGAAAGUCAAAUUACAAAUGACGAAUCCACAGCCAGUCCUACUGACACUCCUACAGCCUCUAGGAAGGGUAUCGCAUCAAAUGGCUCGCUGCUUGAAGUUUCGACUUCGGACACAACAAGCACCUACGCAACCACUCAGCAGACUAUAGACAAGACACCGCAUCCUUACCUGUCGUCCCCUACGACAACCGCAAUAAGUUUAUCUGAAGUACUGCAAAAUAUUGGUCUAUCAUUGCCUCAGUUUUUGGUCCAAUUAAAAAUACACAAAAUGGAUUUAAAACAGUUCACAAACAAGCUUGAAAAACGCUCACUGACGCAAGCAGAACUUAAAAGAGCUAAAGGUAACUUAGGAACAUUGCUAGAAAUAUUAGAUGAAUUACCAAGUUUCUCGCCAACCACUGUAGUUUCUGCAUAUGAGAUAAUUACGACGCCUCGACCUACUUAUAAGAAAACAUCGUUUGAGCCAAGAAAAGAAAUAACCACUGAAAAAGUUCAUAAUACCGAAAUAACUUCGCCUCAUACGACAACAGAACGGACAUCACCAGUUGAAAGUCUAUCAACUUCUUCUGAAUCAUCUCCGCUUGCUUCUACUACAAGUUUACCUACUUCAAAAUUUCCUAAGCGGUUCGGCUUCAAACCCUCUGCAGAUAUUACCUCGCAAGGUCAGUUUGUAAUUUCCGCAAACAUUACGUCCGUAGAUGUCACUGAGAAGGAUGCAACUUCUUCAGUAGCUCCUGAAAGUGCGGACAAAGAAGAAAAAUAUCUAUCGAGUGCAGAAGUCAUCAGUAAAGAAUCGGAAGAAAUCACGUAUCGGCCCUACCGACGGGAAGAGGGAAACUGGCGUGACAGAAUGAAAAAUAAUCGCGGCUUGAGCAGUAGGCUGGGAACCACGACUAGACGACCGACAGUUCGUCCUCCUUACGCUUACUACGGCGGUGAAACAGACCUGCGCGACCUCAUCGAUAGACAAAGCUACGAAAAUAGCAACAUGAGCAACUCGACUCGCAUUAGUUUAGAAGAUAGUAAAACUUCCUCUGAUAACAAAGAAAAUAAUAUUUUUCUAUCUAAAGGAGAAUCCACAGUUAUUGGAUUAACUGAAGGUACUCCAUUAGGGGGCGCGUUCGAUCACCCACGCUACGAUAGAGAUCCUAAUUCUCUCAAUAUCGCGACUAGAAGUGCAAUAAUGGCAGCUGGCGUUCUAGGAGGCGUUGCAUUGGCCGUGUUUAUUACAAUUUUUGUAUUUGUUAUGUAUAGAAAUCACGUCGGGAGAAGAAGACUGCGAGUCCCAUUUCCCGUCUCCAUUGCAAGUGACGAGUCUGGUAGCUCUUCCCCAGCGCUCUACAGUAACAGGUCUCGCCUGGGACUGGGCCACAGGGCCUCUGGGCACACAGAUUUUUGGGGAACCCUGCGCAAGAAGUUCGAUCCAUACUCGCUCAAUUCAAGCACGGCAUCAUACUAUUAGUUUUUGUACAUUGUUAGGUGUUAUUUAUGUAUUUUUAUAUCAGUGUCGUAGUGGUCAUAACAUUAUUGUUGAUUCUGUUUUAUACUUAUUUUUUAACUUUGUAGCCAUCUUUACUACGCGCAAACAACGAUGGCAGAUCUGAAACGUCACUCUACUUCAAGGCCCGCCAGAAUGACAAUACUUACUUGGUUCAGGCUGACCAGGAUUAAAGAUAUUCUUCUUUCGAAAUUACGAGCAUCUAAAUAAAUGUGACAAUUUUAUUUAUG
Messenger RNA from Hyalella azteca, 3925 nucleotides. RefSeq lists its product as uncharacterized. The coding region runs from base 453 to 3659 and encodes 1068 amino acids. The transcript is spliced from 4 exons. The record is from RefSeq and is a predicted model, not a curated record. NCBI's taxonomy places the organism in Eukaryota, Metazoa, Arthropoda, Malacostraca, Amphipoda, Hyalellidae.